Dermochelys coriacea (leatherback sea turtle) is the source of this 2405-nucleotide messenger RNA. Its product is annotated as acyl-coenzyme A synthetase ACSM4, mitochondrial-like. Lineage: Eukaryota; Metazoa; Chordata; Testudines; Dermochelyidae. Gene Ontology annotation, cellular component: mitochondrial matrix. Gene Ontology annotation, molecular function: fatty acid ligase activity; fatty-acyl-CoA synthase activity. The record is from RefSeq and is a predicted model, not a curated record. Gene Ontology annotation, biological process: acyl-CoA metabolic process; fatty acid biosynthetic process.
CAGUGACUUUUCUUUUUUGCAAACUUUGAGAGAAAAUGGGCCUUGGACAUUGUGCUGAGCUGACUGACACCGGAAGGUUUGGGCUAUCUGGAGAGGAAACACUAAAGAUUGUCCCGCUGAAUACUGUGGGGUUGAUGAAUGAUCCACCACGAAUAUUCAAUGACUUUUUCACACAGUUGGAUAAGUCAGUAUCAUGAAGACUUUAUUUAAAUUACGAAUUCUCCAGUUCUUGUGGACUCCCGCAUCACCUUCUAGAUUAUUCCACAAAGAUAACAGGUGUCUUGUGGCUAAGAUUGUUUCACACUAUGACUAAAACCGUGAACAGGAACUGCCAGAACACUUCAACUUUGCAAGUGAUGUCCUAGACAAAUGGUCUCAGCUGGAAAAGGCUGGGAAGAGACCUGCAAUUGCAGCUUUCUGGUGGAUAAAUGAUAAGGGAGAUGAGGUGAAGUGGAGCUUUGAGGAGCUGGGAUUUUUGUCUAGAAAAGCAGCCAAUGUGCUCUCUGACCCAUGUGGAUUGCAAAGAGGAGACCGAGUAAUAGUGAUUCUACCUCGGAUACCAGAGUGGUGGAUACUGAAUGUGGCUUGUAUCCGAACAGGAAUUGUCUUUAUUCCAGGGACAUCCCAAUUAACGGCCAAAGACAUUUUCUAUCGACUCCAGGCUUCGAAGGCCAAGUGCAUCAUUACCAAUGACACACUGGCACCUGCAGUGGAUUCUGUCAUGCCUGAUUGCCAGUUUCUGAAAACCAAGCUAAUUGUUUCUGAAGGCAGCAGGGAUGGGUGGCUAAACUUCCAAGAGCUACUGAAGGUGGCACCGGCUGACCAUAACUGCAUCAAGACAAAGAGUCGAGACCCAAUGCUCAUCUAUUUUACCAGUGGAAGCACAGGACCUCCAAAAAUGGUUGAACAUUCCCACAGUAUAGGCAUAGGAUUUACAAUCAGUGGUAAGUACUGGCUGAAUCUGACUCCCUCAGAUAUAUUCUGGAAUACGUCAGACACAGGAUGGGUCAAGUCAGCCUGGAGCAGCUUUUUUUCUCCCUGGAGUAGCGGAUCGUGUGUCUUUAUACACAACAUGCCACAGUUUGAACCAACAACUGUCGCGAAUACUCUCUCAAGGUAUCCCAUAACCACUUUCUGCACAGCACCAACUGCCUACCGCAUGCUUGUGCAGCACGAUGUUACCAGUUACAAGUUCAUGAGUCUGCGUCACUGUGUGACUGGAGGGGAGCCGCUCAAUCCAGAAGUGAUGGAGCAAUGGAAAACCCAGACAGGUCUGGAUAUCUAUGAAGGCUAUGGCCAGACGGAAACAAUAACAAUAUGUGCCAACGUGAAAGGAAUGAAAAUUAAACCAGGCUCUAUGGGAAAGGCAUCUCUACCUUAUGAUGUUCAGGUUGUAGAUGACCAGGGUGAUAUUUUGCCUCUAGGAGAAGAAGGAAACAUUGCCAUCCGAAUCAAACCUAGAAGGCCAUUUUGUCUUUUCUCUCAGUAUUUAGAUAACCCAGAGAAAACUGCCUCCACAGAGCAUGGGAAUUUUUAUAUCACUGGGGACAGAGGGAUUAUGGAUGAAGAAGGAUACUUUUGGUUUGUUGGAAGGUCUGACGAUAUCAUUAAUUCUUCAGGAUAUCGUAUCGGACCAUUUGAAGUAGAAAGUGCCUUGAUACAGCACCCAGCAGUCGCGGAAUCAGCUGUUGCCAGCAGCCCAGAUCCUAUCAGAGGAGAGGUGGUGAAAGCUUUUGUUGUCCUGGCUCCUGAUUUUCUAUCACAUGACCCAGAAAAAUUAGCUCUGGAGCUGCAGGAGCAUGUGAAAAAGGUUACUGCUCCCUACAAGUAUCCCAGAAAGGUGGAAUUUGUUCAAGAGCUGCCAAAAACAGUUGCUGGGAAAAUCCAAAGGAAGGUAUUAAGGAACAAAGAGUGGGGAAGAGUGUAGCAUCAUGUGGACAGUCGAGAGCAAAGCUUCUUUCACUUCCACCAUCAUAUGUCUCAUGUUUUCACUUUUCUCUAUUGGUCCGAUGGUCUAAUAUUGUGAACAAAAAGCAUUAGCAGCAUGCAUGGGACUAUUAAAUACAAAAAGAAGAUGAGAUAAACUUGCUUAUAGAGUGCAUAAUCAUUCCCACAGGAUUUUAAAAUAGAGAUAAUUUAUUAGGACCAGGAGCUCUCGUUGGUUGAAAAGGCUUUGAAUCAGGCCAUUUAGGAAAAGAGUGGAUAAGACUAACAAAAGAGAAGGAGGCUGCUGGAAUGCAAAGGGAAGAUAUGAGAAUUUGGGAAUCUAUAGGGGAGGAUGGGAUGGGAAACAACUUUCUUAUGCCAGGAAAAUUUUCAAGAUUUCAAAACAUUUCCCCAUCCCAAAUCAAGACAAAAAUUCAAAAUAUCAAAAAUUUUCACAGACAACUCUAAUAUUUUUUGUC